GCUAUUUUCUUGUAAUGGAUGGACAAUAUGGAGUUACAUUAACACAAUGUAUUGUGGGGAUAGCUAUAGCAUUUAUUUUUGGAUCUGCAUAUGUUCUUGAGGUGAGAUAUAGUGAUCUUCACAGUGAAAUAAAAAUGCGUGACGCGGAGUUAGCAUUCAUUAAACAGAAAAUUAAAAACUUCGAAUCGAAAGUAGAAAUGUUCGAAAGAAUGUACAAGCAAUGUGAAGAUAAAUGUAUUUCAGAAGAAAAGGAAACAAGAAAUCUAACGAAGCGCAUAAGCAUAAUAGAAAGCAGAAUUGGUGAUGUGGAAAAUAACCAGGAAGACAAAAGAGCAGUUGUAUUCAAUGCAGCCAUCAGCAAAACGUUAGAUCUCCAACGCAACACUCCAGUCAAUGUUGUGUAUGACACAGUUUUAUUUCAAACUGGCAAUGCUUACAAUCCACGGAAUGGUUUCUUCACGGCGCCCUCUGGUGGUCUCUAUGUCUUUUCGUGGGCAACUUUGGUUGCAGCUCGUAAGAUAUUUGAUGCAGAGCUCUUAGUUAACGGAAAAAGAAAGGGUUUAGGUAACUGUAACAAUGAAGCCAAUCCUGGAUACGAAAACUGUGCAUGUACCAUUUCUGUUGUUUUAAAAUUUGGAGACGAAGUCAAUAUACGUACAACUACUGCAAAUUAUAUCCACGGAAAUCAUUGGUCAAGCUUCAAAGGAUGGAAAGUUUGGUAAAACCAACGUAUUUCAAUUUUAUAUAUAAUUUUUUUUAAAUAUAUAUAUUUAGAUAUACGUUCACCUGCUGCAAAUUAUGUCCACGGAGGUCACUAGUGAAGAUUCAAUGGAAAAUGUGGUAAACCAGUUGCAGUUUUGAUAACAAUGCAUUUAAAAAUGUUUUGUGUUGGAUAUAUGAUAUUUUACCAACUGAGCAAUACUCGUGAAAGUGUCAGUCAUUGUCUUGCUUUUCAAAGAUACA
This is a messenger RNA of Saccostrea echinata, 963 nucleotides long. RefSeq lists its product as uncharacterized. NCBI's taxonomy places the organism in Eukaryota, Metazoa, Mollusca, Bivalvia, Ostreida, Ostreidae. The record is from RefSeq and is a predicted model, not a curated record. Gene Ontology annotation, molecular function: protein binding. The coding region runs from base 15 to 722 and encodes 235 amino acids. The transcript is spliced from 2 exons.